Molecule: messenger RNA, 1182 nt
Organism: Pieris macdunnoughi
Lineage: Eukaryota; Metazoa; Arthropoda; Insecta; Lepidoptera; Pieridae
Source: the annotation of a GenBank genome assembly
AUGGAUAAUUUACAACCAACAGUGAGUUUACCUCAUAUCGUUCAGGUUUAUCAGCACGCUGUUCAGCCACCACUACCAAACCAAGACUCUAUAAACGACUCCUUAAACUUUCAAAAUGUUCUUCAGAGUCAAACAGUCAUGUCUUGUCACCAAAUUCACUUGCAGAAUGUUCAACAGACUAUGCAUGCUUCAAUACCAGGGCCGCAAAAUGAGUGUCAACCUCUGCAUAUUACAUCCCAUGUAAUUCUACCCCAAGUGCCACUAAUUAAACACUCUUUAAAUGGAAGUGUACAUCAGCAGUACUAUAGUCAAUAUAAUGCAGUAUCUAAAGAAACAAAACCAGAGCCCGAUCUUACUAUUAUUGUAAAAAAUGAGGAUUUGUUAAAAUCUGAAGUGAGAAAUAACAUUAAUAAGGAGAAUUUAACUAGGAGGAGUCGAAUACUACGUGUGCCAGACCCUAGCCAGUGGCAAAACAAUAUUCGUAAAAAAAAAUGUCAACAAGGUGAAGCCUAUAUUAGUCGGAGAGGAAAGCUUGUACCAGAAAAGCAAAUUCGUAACAAAAAAGACUGCUUAACUUCUUGCCGUUUCAAGUGCAUGGAGAAAAUCAAUGAUGAAGACAGACAACUUUUGUUCAAAUCAUUCUAUUCUCUAGAUACCAAUGAAAAAAAGUACUUUCUUCUAAAUACAACAGAGAGACACUUAAUUAAGACAAAAGAUAGGCCGUGUGAUGGCAAAAGGAACUAUACAUUCAAAUAUUUCUUUUAUAUAAGAACAGAUAAGUUUGUUGUGUGUAAAAAUUUUUAUUUAGGAACACUAGCAAUAUCCCAAAAACCAAUAUAUAAUGUGCAUUUAAAUAAAUCUGAGGUGAAUAUACCGAAAAGGGAUGGUAGAGGUUUGUCUAGUUGCCAUCCAUUACCAGAGAGAGAAAAAGAUAGAGUGAGAAAACAUAUAAUGUCCUUAGAAACAAUUGACUCUAAGCCAAUAAACCCAUUUUCUUUAAAGCGGCAAUAUUUAGAUUCAAAUCUGACUGUUAAACAAAUGUAUAUAAUGUAUGUAAAUGAAUGUGAAAAAAUUGGUGAAUCUCCAUUAAAAGAAUCUAUGUAUAGAAAAAUAUUUAAAAAUGAGUUUAACUUAUGUUUUAAGAAAGAGAAGGUGUGUGGUAAAUGUAAGGGUCCAGUAUAG